Molecule: messenger RNA, 1221 nt
Organism: Musca domestica (house fly)
Lineage: Eukaryota; Metazoa; Arthropoda; Insecta; Diptera; Muscidae
Gene: epsilonCOP
Product: coatomer subunit epsilon
Exons: 2
Coding region: 121-1026 (301 amino acids)
Biological process (GO): endoplasmic reticulum to Golgi vesicle-mediated transport; intra-Golgi vesicle-mediated transport; retrograde vesicle-mediated transport, Golgi to endoplasmic reticulum
Cellular component (GO): COPI vesicle coat
Molecular function (GO): structural molecule activity; protein binding
Source: RefSeq, a predicted model, not a curated record
ACAAAGUUUAACAAAUACGACAUCAUUGAACAUACCCACUUACUCUUAACACGUCAUAUAUAAAGUUAGAAUUUAGUGAGAAGUAAAUAAAUAUUUCGUUUAAUUAAAGAUUGAUAUAAAAUGAGCAAGAUGGCACAGGAAGAGGACACCAAUUCUACACUUUUUUAUGCCCGCAAUGAAUAUUAUAUCGGGAAUUUCAUGGGCUCUGUCAACUUUGUUUUGCCCGAACAAGGUGCUGCUGGUUCGGAGCUGUUGUCAUACAUGUAUUUGUCUUACCUGGCCAUAGAUUCGGGUCGGCUGAUUGCCAGUGAUAUUAAGGAGAACAAUAACACACCACUUCUGGCAUUGCGCUACAUAAACGAGGCAUUCGAACAACCAGAUAAAAUCGAGGACAUUUUAAAUAAGUUAACAGAUAAGGUAGCAAGCGAAGAAGAUGAAACUAAUAUCUGGCAUAUUGCCACAGCAAUUGUCUACUGUUAUGAUGAACAGUUUGAAAAUGCGCUUAAAAUUUUGCAUGGAUCAACUAAUUUGGAAUCGAUGGCUUUGUCGGUACAGUGCUUGUUGAGAUUGAAUCGUAUUGACCUUGCCAAACAAUUGGUGGCAAAAAUGCAGGAAAUAUCCGAUGACCACACGUUAACCCAGUUAGCGCAGGCCUGGGUAGCUCUUUCCACGGGCACUGAAUCUAUGCAAGACGCAUUCCACAUCUACCAGGAAUUUUGUGAAAAAUAUAAGCCUACACCUUUGUUACUAAACGGUCAAGCCGUUGUACAUUUGGGUUUGGAAAGGUAUGAGGAGGCUGAAGCUGUUUUGCGCGAGGCCUUGACAAAGAAACACAAUGACUAUGACACAUUAAUUAACAUGAUGGUAUUAGCACAUUUAACCGGCAAAUCUCAAGAGACCAUUCAACGUUACUGGGAGCAGUUACGCCAAUUCUAUCCCAAAAGCCAAUUUGUUAAAAACUUCGACAAGAAGUCGGAUGAAUUUGAUAAGUUGUGUCUGAAGUAUUCCAUAGAAGGUUCUGCCUAAACGUAGGACUAAAAUAAUGUUAUAGCAUAUAAACCAAUAUAUUCCACUACAGUAAAUAAAACCCACAAUGAAAUAAAAUAUCUCUUUUAAUUGUACAAAAAGUCUUAUUAAUAUUUUAUAUCCAACACAAGGUACUAGUAGCUAAAAGAAAAAUAAAUAAAUUGAAUAAAUGAAGAACUUGGAUAAACAAUUGUA